AUGGCGGAUGUGGAUAUGACCGAUGCUCCCUCUGGAUCUGUCGCUCCUACGAAGAAGAGCGCGGGCAAGGCCAAGGCCGGGGCUGAAGGAGGGGCAGGUGGCAAGAAGCGUUUUGAGGUUAAGAAGUGGUCUGCUGUUGCUCUCUGGGCCUGGGAUAUCGUCGUCGACAACUGUGCCAUCUGCAGAAACCAUAUCAUGGAUCUCUGUAUUGAAUGUCAGGCCAAUCAAGCUUCUGCUACCAGCGAGGAGUGCACGGUCGCCUGGGGUAUCUGCAACCAUGCCUUUCACUUUCACUGUAUUUCCCGUUGGCUGAAGACGCGCCAAGUUUGCCCACUGGACAACCGAGACUGGGAGUUCCAAAAGUACGGUCGUUAA
This is a messenger RNA of Drepanopeziza brunnea f. sp. 'multigermtubi' MB_m1, 375 nucleotides long. RefSeq lists its product as uncharacterized. Gene Ontology annotation, cellular component: nucleus; cullin-RING ubiquitin ligase complex. Gene Ontology annotation, biological process: protein ubiquitination; ubiquitin-dependent protein catabolic process. The record is from RefSeq and is a predicted model, not a curated record. Lineage: Eukaryota; Fungi; Ascomycota; Leotiomycetes; Helotiales; Drepanopezizaceae. Gene Ontology annotation, molecular function: ubiquitin protein ligase activity; zinc ion binding; cullin family protein binding.